Messenger RNA from Melopsittacus undulatus (budgerigar), 1516 nucleotides. RefSeq names its product adaptor related protein complex 4 subunit mu 1 (gene AP4M1). Gene Ontology annotation, cellular component: clathrin adaptor complex; trans-Golgi network; cytoplasmic vesicle. NCBI's taxonomy places the organism in Eukaryota, Metazoa, Chordata, Aves, Psittaciformes, Psittaculidae. Bases 98 to 1477 code for a protein of 459 amino acids. The record is from RefSeq and is a predicted model, not a curated record. Gene Ontology annotation, biological process: intracellular protein transport; protein targeting; Golgi to lysosome transport. The transcript has 16 exons.
CCACGCCCCCUUGGGCGCUCUCAGCCAAUAGGAAGCGAGCUCUCGUGGGGCCCCGCCCCUCCCUUUCCCGGCAGCACCGGCGGCGAGGAACAGGGUGAUGCUGUCCCAGCUCUUCAUCCUCUCGUCCAAGGGGGACCGGCUGCUCCAUAGGGAUUUCCGUGGGGACCCCUCGGACCCCAUCACUGACGUGGCUGAUGUCUUCUACCGUGGGGUCACUGCACUGCCAGGGGACCAGGCCCCUGUAUUCAUGGCACUGGGCGGUCUCCACUUCGUCCACGUUCGCCACUCGGGGCUCUACUUUGUGGCCACCACCACAGCUGAGGCCUCCCCAUUCACCCUGGUCGAGUUCCUCAACAGGUUCGUGUCUCUGCUCAGGGAUUUCUGUGGCCUCCUGAGUGAGAAGAACCUGGGAGAGAACUUUGCGCUGGUGUCUGAGCUGCUGGAGGAGAUGCUGGACUAUGGUUACAUCCAGAGCACAGCCCCUGAGGUCCUGCGGAGCCUGACCCAGAGCCCCCCAGUCAGCCCCUCCCCCUUCAGCCUCCUGGACCUGGGCUCUAUAGGGCUGUUCGGGGCAGACACUCAGCGCUCCAAGGUGGCUCCAGGCUCUGCUGCCACUCGGCCCCUGGGGACCCCCCGGGGGGAGCAGGGGGAGGAGCUGUUCGUGGACGUGCUGGAGCGGCUGACAGUGGUGCUGGCUCCCAACGGAACCCCCCUAAAGGUGGAUGUGCAGGGGGAGAUGCGACUCAAGUGCUACAUCCCCAACUGCAGAGAGCUGCGCCUUGGGCUGAGUGAGGAAUUCUGCGUGGGAAAAGCAGAGUUGAGGGGCUAUGGGACCCAGGUGCGUGUGGACGAGGUCUCCUUCCACCCCUGUGUCAACCUGGAGGAGUUCGAGGCCCAGCGGGUGCUGCGGGUGACCCCCCCCCAAGGAGAGGUGACCCUGAUGCGGUACCAGCUCCUGGAUGACGUCCCCACACCGCUGCCCUUCCGCCUGUACCCCCAUAUGGAGUGGGACCCUAUGGGGAGGCUCCGGCUGCACCUAAAGCUCCGCUGCGACCUCCCCCCUAAUAACCACGCCAUCAACAUCCGCCUGGAGCUGCCACUUCCCAAGGGGGUGACCAGUGUGGCGCAGGAGCUCAGCAGCCCUGACCAACGGGCCGAGGUCCCCCCCGGCUCCCAGUGCAUCCAAUGGGACAUCCCCAAGUGCCGCGGGGGGGCGCAGGUGGGCGCCAUCUUUAAGCUCCGCUCCCCGGCCCCUCCCCCCGCCCUGCCCCCCGCGGCCGCGCGGUUCGAGCUGCCUGCGGUCACGUGCUCAGGGCUGCGGCUCCGCUUCCUGCGGCUGGCGGGGGGGGGAGGGGCAGGGCAGGCCCCGCCCCCUCGGUGGCUGCGUUACGUCACACACAGCGACUCCUACGUCAUGAGGAUGGAGGCCCCGCCCCCACCCCCGCUGCCCGCGCAGACCAGCAGGGGGAGCCAAUGACACCCAUUGAUAACCAUUGACACCCAUUGAUACCUAUGG